Molecule: messenger RNA, 1235 nt
Organism: Nomia melanderi (Alkali bee)
Lineage: Eukaryota; Metazoa; Arthropoda; Insecta; Hymenoptera; Halictidae
Source: RefSeq, a predicted model, not a curated record
CUAUGAAUCAGAUGUGAUUCUUAGUGUACUUGCGAUAGCGACGAUCUCCAAGGUCAUGUUGCAUCCAAGCAGUAUUGUUUACGUUGGUACCAGUGUAACGUUCAUAACGUUUUUACCGAUCAUUUUAUAUGUAUUACAAUAAAGUGGAUAGGUGAAUUCGUUGAGUGAAUAUUACUCCUCCAGGUGAAUUUAAACUUACGUUCAUCCUGUUAAAUGUCCGGACUAAAUAACUUCUAAAGAGUUGUACUGUAUAUUUAGUGCACGUCUAGCAGUUACUUACUGUGGGAAAACAAUCGGAAUAUCAAAAUGUCGGGGGAGAAACAGUCAGACGACGUAGAGUCAACGAAAUGGACUGGGAAAGUUCUGGGGUCAGCAAAAAGUGGAAUAUCGAUGCAAACAAGAUUCCAAAGAAUGCCUGAUAGCCUUCUGCCACCAACCAGGGAUUCAGUGUGUGGUAUUCUUGACAUGAAUCUAGGAAAAGUAAAAGCAGGACAACCUGCAGGAGCUCCUAUAAUACGCUUCGACAAGGGGAUGAGAACUGGCGAACCUCACAUUAACAUCGACCCAAAAGGCUUUUCUCAUAAAUCAAAUCCUCACAUCAAAGUCUCCAAAAGUACAAUUGGCAUUGCCAAAACUGUUAACACGAGUUUGAAGUAUGCAGGUGCGGCACUAACUGUGGCUGCUGUUGCAGUCGACGCGUGGCGUUUCGGUAAAGCAAUUGCAAAUGAUAUCGAGAUAACGAAAAAUGCGCCCAAGAUAAUUGCAGAAUUAAUGGAUAGCAUCGCAAAGUUGAAAAAAGUGCUCAAAGUGGAAGAAGACCCGAAUAAGAGAGAAGAAAUUCAGAAGGCUAUAGAAUAUUUAGAGGCGGUUUUGAAAGAUGUGCGGCGAACACAGAAAGGUGUCCCAGCCAAAACAAUUAAAGAAGGUUCGUCAAUUGUCGGCGGAUGGACUGCUGGUGCGGCGGGUGGUGCUGCUGGUGCAUGGGCUGGCGCGGGCACUGGGGCUGCAAUUGGUUCUCUCUUUGGUCCAGUUGGUACAGUAGUAGGUGCGCCCGUCGGUGCUAUAGUAGGUGCAAUUGGACUUGGAAUCGGUGCCGGAGUGGCAGGUAGUACAGCUGGGGAAUACGUAGCUGAUAAAAGUAUGGAACUUUUAGUUGAUUAAUUCUAAUACAUUUUCUUCCGUAUCUUUUGUAUUUUGUACCUGUUGUGUAAACAUGAACAAAUAAAAUAUCAUCA